Talaromyces proteolyticus is the source of this 645-nucleotide messenger RNA. RefSeq lists its product as uncharacterized. Lineage: Eukaryota; Fungi; Ascomycota; Eurotiomycetes; Eurotiales; Trichocomaceae. The annotation marks the transcript as partial. The transcript is spliced from 4 exons. The record is from RefSeq and is a predicted model, not a curated record.
UGUCCCACACCCCUUCUUGACGAGUCUCUUUAUCCCAAUAAUAAUCGCGAUCUAGUUGACAGCAAGCAUCUACUUGCCUGGUGUGCGCUUGGAGUUAUGCCAUUUAUGAUCCUGCUGCUUAUCACCUUUAUGGUGCUUCCGAAGGAAACGACUGACCGUCACUACCUCACCACUAUUCCAAUACUUGCCAUUAUCAUCAUCAAUUUGGCAUGGCUUAUGACGUUUUCUUCAUCACAAAAAUACUGUCAAGACCCGAUCACCCCAGGCGACAUAAGUUCCGACUCUUUCUGUGGGCCUAGUAUGAGCUUGCUUCUCUUGGGAUGUUUCAUCUUACUCAUCAGCUGCUUCUUUCGAUCAGUCGCCCUCCAUAUCUUCGUCUGCUGGGAGGUUAAACCUGGGAGGCUAUUCCGAAUUAUCUCCUUGACGGUAAUAUUUGUCGGCUCAGUCGCAUUCGUUGCAAUUGCUCUUACUAUGACGGGCUUAGCUUAUGAAUAUGGCAAGAUUUGCUACUUGCUACCUAACCAUGAUCGAGAGACUCUUUGGGUACCUGUAUUAGCAAUCAGUGUCUCUGCACUGUUCUUACAACUCAUUACGAUGACGUACUGCAGCUAUAUUGUGGUCAAGUCUUUACUACAGGACAGAAAC